Yamadazyma jaroonii is the source of this 732-nucleotide messenger RNA. The record is from the annotation of a GenBank genome assembly. NCBI's taxonomy places the organism in Eukaryota, Fungi, Ascomycota, Pichiomycetes, Serinales, Debaryomycetaceae.
AUGCCACGUUUGGAAUUAUACUCACCCGAAGGAUUAAGGAUAGAUGGACGUAGAUGGAAUGAACUUCGAAGAUUUGAGUGUAAAAUAAACACCCAUCCUAAUUCAUCAGAUGGUUCAAGUUAUGUUGAACAAGGAAAUUCUAAAGUUAUAUGUACAGUUCAAGGACCCAUGGAACCCAAAUUACGUUCCCAAAUGAAUCAUGAUGAAGCCAAUAUAGAAGUUAACAUAAGUAUAGCUAACUUUGCCACAUUUCAAAGAAAAAAACGAUCAAAAAAUGAAAGAAGAAUAGUUGAAUUAAAAAAUACCUUGGAAAAUACUGUUAAACAAUGUAUAAUAACAACCCUUUACCCCAGAACAUUGAUCCUGAUAAAUAUUCAAGUCUUAUCACAAGAUGGUGGAUUACUAUCAUCCAUGACCAAUGCCAUGACUUUGUCAUUAAUAGAUGCUGGUAUAAGUAUGUAUGAUUAUGUAUCAUCUAUAUCAGUAGGAUUAUUCGAUCAAUUCCCAUUAUUAGAUUUAAAUACAUUAGAAGAAAACGAAUUAAGUUAUUUAACUGUUGGAGUUAUUGGAAAAUCAGAUAAAUUAGUAAUGUUAAUGUUGGAAAAUAAAGUUCCCUUAGACAAAUUAGAAGAAUUAAUAAGUUUAGCAAUAGCAGGAAGUCAUAGAUUAAGAGAUUUAAUGGAUAAUGAAGUCAAAAGACAUGGUAAAUUAAGAUUAAAGAAUUUAAAUUAA